Sphaerodactylus townsendi is the source of this 1267-nucleotide messenger RNA. RefSeq names its product late endosomal/lysosomal adaptor, MAPK and MTOR activator 3 (gene LAMTOR3). Lineage: Eukaryota; Metazoa; Chordata; Lepidosauria; Squamata; Sphaerodactylidae. Gene Ontology annotation, cellular component: Ragulator complex. The record is from RefSeq and is a predicted model, not a curated record. The coding region runs from base 156 to 530 and encodes 124 amino acids. Gene Ontology annotation, biological process: positive regulation of TOR signaling; cellular response to amino acid stimulus. The transcript is spliced from 7 exons.
GGUGGCGCUUUUUUAUGACGACAAAGCGGCAGCCAAGGCCAGGAAGAAAAGGAAGAGGUCCCCUCGGAGCUGUUUGACACUCACGUGACGGCGGUUAAAGGGGACGCGGCCUCCGUUUCAGGCGGGAAUCUGGACGAUUCAUUUGGGUUUAUAACAUGGCUGACGAUCUAAAAAGAUUUCUGUACAAAAAGCUUCCAAGUGUUGAAGGACUUCAUGCAAUUGUCGUGUCAGACAGAGAUGGUGUGCCUGUUAUCAAAGUUGCCAAUGAUAAUGCUCCAGAGCAUGCUCUUCGACCUGGAUUCUUGUCAACAUUUGCACUUGCAACAGACCAGGGUAGCAAACUAGGUCUCUCCAAAAACAAGAGUAUUAUCUGUUACUACAACACGUAUCAGGUGGUUCAAUUCAACAGGUUACCACUGGUAGUCAGUUUCAUUGCUAGCAGCAACGCCAAUACAGGGUUGAUUGUAAGCUUGGAAAAGGAGCUCGCGCCCUUGUUUGAAGAGCUGUGGCAGGUUGUGGAAGUCUCUUAACUGAAUCCAUCCCAAACAUCUCCUCGGUACCAAACAAGAACAAAGUCUGUCUUUUCCAGUGGUCGGCCCAAACCCAUGUCACUUCCUCUUGUUCCAAAUUUAAAAACAAAGACUCCUCAUAGCAUUACACCUGAAAUCAUAUUUAUAAAGCGAGACUGGGAGAGGUUGGCUGUGACUGCAUUCGCUAAACUACGAGGAUCUUUGAGCUGCUCCCAUGGAGUUAACCUCAGGCAUGCAUUGCCCAGAUGGUAUUUCAUGAAGUGUCCAAAGCUGGAAAAAUAGGGUUUGAUUGAAUACACUGCCCACAGCUUUCUUAACGGUGUGGGACCCCUUGCCUUUUGGGGUGCCAUUAUAUAAGCUGGGGAGAAACCAUUAUUCUAGCAUUAUCUUGCAAUGAUAACAUUACAGGGGGAAGUUUUGCUAGCACCGACAGGUAGUCAGCAACUGUUGUCUGGGUUUUUUUAAAAGCCCUAAAAGUCAAAAAGCUGACUGCUUUUUAACAGGCAUUUGCUAUCUCUAUAGCACUUUUUGUGCAGAAAUCAAAGUUCCCAGCCAUCGUGUGUUCUCUCUGCAUAUUUCUUUGUAAAAAUAUAUAGGUAAUGUCUGUGUCAUCCCAGUUGUUGCAGAUGUCUGAAUACACACAAUUGUGGUGUUUUGUGGGCUCACGCUCAUUCCGCUGCCUCGUUUACCCUUGCUUGUUCCUAAACAAAUUUAAAUAAACAUAUUUAUAAAAUAUG